This is a messenger RNA of Paramisgurnus dabryanus, 1407 nucleotides long. Its product is annotated as 4-galactosyl-N-acetylglucosaminide 3-alpha-L-fucosyltransferase 9-like. Gene Ontology annotation, cellular component: membrane. Gene Ontology annotation, molecular function: alpha-(1->3)-fucosyltransferase activity. The record is from RefSeq and is a predicted model, not a curated record. Lineage: Eukaryota; Metazoa; Chordata; Actinopteri; Cypriniformes; Cobitidae.
CUUUCUUAAUCAUCUUCUUUUUUUUAAACAAAGAAUGUCAAGCACAAAUUUAUCUGGAUCUUCAUUGUGUCGCCUAGCAUCUAUAGUGGCUGUUGCUUGUCUCAUCUCUCUGAGCACUAUGUUUUUCUAUACUUCACCUAUGAUCAGCCGCCCACCACCCUUACCUGCACCUAAACAUAAUUUGGAAAGAACCUACACAACAAAGACAAACUCCUCCUUAUAUCCAAAGGAAGAGAAACCAGUACUUUUGUUAUGGGUCUGGCCUCAAGAUUACAGAUUCGAUCUGAGCGAUUGUAAAACUAUUUACAACAUUGACGGCUGUCACCUGACGGAUGAUCGAUCUCUCUACAACAACACAGAUGCUGUGCUUAUUUUUCACAGGGCUAUCAGUCAAGAUCUGUCCACACUUCCUCCAUCUCCUCGCCCUGCGUUUCAAAAGUGGAUAUGGAUGAAUGUUGAAUCUCCAACUAACACACAGAAAAUACCAGGAAUUGAAAACCUGUUCAAUCUGACUCUCAGUUAUAGAGAGGACUCUGACAUUCCUGUCAAGUUACGACUGACCAGCAGAAAGAUCCCAGAUAAGGAUUUUGAAAUUCCCAAAAAAGAAAAACUCAUCUGUUGGGUUGUGAGUAACAAUUUGGAUUGGACAGGCGUCGGCACCAGAAACGCUUAUUUUCAAGAACUUAGAAAAUACGUCUACAUCCAUCUGUAUGGAAAAGCUUAUGGAUCGUUCCUGGAUUAUAAAGACUACUUUCCCACCAUAGCCAGCUGUAAAUUUUAUCUCUCCUUUGAGAACUCCAUUCACAAAGACUACAUCACUGAGAAGUUAAAUGGACCUCUGGCAGUAGGUACUGUACCUGUGGUGCUGGGACCUCCUCGAAAAAACUAUGAAAGGUUUGUACCGGGUGACUCCUUCAUUCAUGUGAACGACUUUCCAGAUGCAAAGUCACUAGCAGAAUAUCUUAUCCGUCUGGACCUCGACGACGAAGCAUAUCGCAGGUACUUUAACUGGAGGAGACAUUUCUCAGCUCGACCUCAUUUAAUAUUACAGAACCAAGAGUUUGUUCUGGCUAUUUGUACGGCCUGUGAUUAUGUAGGAAGACACAAGGAAUAUAAAGAAGCUCAUGAUAUCUAUGAAUGGUUUUUCAACUAAUGUCAUCUCAGUUACAGGUAUUUUAAUGUUUUUAUUCAAAAUGAAUUCAACUCUAACUCUUAAUUUAGAGACACCUCAUGACUGUAUUUGUUCUCCUUAGGAAAUAUAAAGUAGUUCAGUUCCUCAAUUCUGAAUAACUUUGUAUAAAUGUAAAUGUGAAUGUAAAUGUGCAUUUGUGUCUUAGUUGCUCACAAGGAUGCAAAUGGUGGCAAACAAGGGUGAAAAGGAACGAGGUCAGCUCGCUGGGUUGUAAU